AUGCCUUCCUCUACACCUGCUGCAUCUGCAGACGACAUUGCGAAGCACGGCUGGUCCGCCGUACCAAGGGACUCCAAUGACAUCUUCGGAGAUAACCCGUAUUUGCACAAGCCCCCAGUGAUGACCGUCGAUAAGAUUCCCUUUCCGUCUGAGGAUCCAAUCGUGUCCAACGUACAAACAUACGCCAAAGAGCAUCUACAAGAGCCGACAUAUAACCAUUCGAUGCGUGUCUACUACUUUGGCUAUUGCAUCUUGAAACACCAGUUCCCAGAACACGCAGCCAAGGUCUCCCCGUCUACCUGGGCGCUCACAUGUCUGCUCCACGACAUAGGUACCACCCCAGAGAAUCUACGGUCCACCCUGCUCUCUUUUGAAUGGUACGGCGGCAUCCUGGCGCUGAGCCUGCUGGCCUCGCACCAUGCCCCAAAGCCCCAAGCCGAGGCCGUCGCAGAGGCCAUAAUUCGGCACCAGGACUUGGGUAAUGUGGGUAAGAUCACGUUCCUGGGACAACUGAUACAACUGGCCACCAUUUAUGAUAAUAUGGGAGGCCGGCCGGAGCUUGUAGACCGCGAGACCAGGGACCAGGUCGUUGCGAAAUUCCCGAGGCUCGGCUGGAGUACAUGCUUUGCGAAGACUAUCAGGGAGGAGAACGGACUAAAACCGUGGGCACAUACUACUCAUCUGGGAGAGGAGGACUUUCCGCGAGGGGUCGAGGGAAACGAACUCAUGGCACCUUACGAAGAGAACGAGAAACAAAGCGCUAUGAACUAUCACUAG
Neoarthrinium moseri is the source of this 777-nucleotide messenger RNA. RefSeq lists its product as uncharacterized. NCBI's taxonomy places the organism in Eukaryota, Fungi, Ascomycota, Sordariomycetes, Amphisphaeriales, Apiosporaceae. The transcript is spliced from 2 exons. The record is from RefSeq and is a predicted model, not a curated record. The coding region runs from base 1 to 777 and encodes 258 amino acids.